CAAAGCCCCUGAUUGGCCAGUCCCUCCGAGGCUCCCUAUUGGCGGAUUCGGACCAAAGGCGACGGAUGUAGAAAGCAAAAUGGAGGAUUACUUACGUAUAGAAAAGCUUGGAGAGGGAACAUAUGGCGUGGUAUACAAAGCCAAGAACCGCAAAAGUGGGAAGUUUGUGGCCAUGAAAAAGAUCAGACUGGAGAAUGAGGAAGAAGGUGUCCCCUCCACAGCUAUCAGAGAAAUCUCUCUCCUGAAAGAACUUCAGCAUCCCAACAUUGUCCUACUAGAAGAUGUAUUGAUGCAGGAGAGCAAACUUUUCCUUGUGUUCGAGUUCCUCAACAUGGAUUUGAAGAAAUAUCUUGACUCUUUUGAAUCUGGCAAAUAUGUAGAUAAGAAACUUGUGAAAUCUUACUGCUACCAGCUUUUCCAAGGAAUUCUCUAUUGCCAUCAGCGAAGGGUGCUCCACAGAGAUCUCAAACCACAGAAUCUCCUCAUCAAUGAGCAGGGCGUCAUAAAGAUUGCUGAUUUUGGCCUUGCUCGCGCAUUUGGAAUCCCAGUGAGAGUGUAUACACAUGAGGUUGUGACUCUGUGGUAUCGAGCUCCAGAGGUCCUUCUUGGUUCCUCUCGAUACUCCUGUCCUGUUGAUGUUUGGUCUCUUGGCUGUAUAUUUGCCGAGAUGGUUACUAAACGGCCACUGUUCCAUGGUGACUCAGAGAUUGACCAGCUCUUCAGGAUAUUCAGAACCUUAACAACCCCCACAGAAGACAACUGGCCUGGUGUAACACAACUGCAGGACUACAAGGCCAAUUUCCCCAAGUGGACUGAUUACAAUCUUGGAAAUUCCGUCAAACAGAUGGACAGCGAUGGCUUGGACCUUUUAUCGAAAACACUGAUCUACGAUCCGACUCGAAGGAUUUCUGCCAAGGAGGCCCUGAAGCACCCCUACUUUGAUGAUCUCGACAAGUCCACUCUUCCAGCCAAGAAUUAAACCUUAAUUUAGAGGACAUUUAUCUUUUCUCCACUUUCCUUUUUUUAAUACUAUCAUCAUCAUUGUCAUAUUUUUAUAUUCUAUUGGAUGUGUAACUUCUGAACAAAAGUUUCUAAGGGGCAGGACUUUUUUACCAUUCGGGCCAUAUUUACAACUAUGUUCAUGUCUGUCAGAUGUGUACUACCAAAUUAUGGUAGUCACCAUCACUACUUGUGAAUGUCUGAUUGAACAGAUAUAUAUUUGCAUGGUUUAUGACCACUGUUAUUGCUCCUUUUACUUUGUGUUAGCAUUCCACCAAGGUGGAAGAAACAUAUGCAGGACUGUGUGCUUUAAGUGCACGCUUUCAGUCUGAUAAACAAUUCUUCUGUUUUCUCUAUUCAAGCUCUUCUUUGUAGCUCUGUCCUUUUGUAUUAUAGUUUUAGGUCUGCACACUAUAUAUAAUUAUACAGAACAAUACAUAACAGUAUAAAAGGUGAAGUGUCUUUCAAUUAUAAUUGUUGGGCAAUAAAAGUUAUUCAAAUAU
Messenger RNA from Penaeus monodon (black tiger shrimp), 1502 nucleotides. Its product is annotated as cyclin-dependent kinase 1-like. Bases 80 to 979 code for a protein of 299 amino acids. Gene Ontology annotation, biological process: protein phosphorylation; mitotic G2 DNA damage checkpoint signaling; G2/M transition of mitotic cell cycle. NCBI's taxonomy places the organism in Eukaryota, Metazoa, Arthropoda, Malacostraca, Decapoda, Penaeidae. The transcript is spliced from 7 exons. Gene Ontology annotation, molecular function: RNA polymerase II CTD heptapeptide repeat kinase activity; cyclin-dependent protein serine/threonine kinase activity; ATP binding. The record is from RefSeq and is a predicted model, not a curated record. Gene Ontology annotation, cellular component: nucleus.